Molecule: messenger RNA, 3301 nt
Organism: Toxoplasma gondii ME49
Lineage: Eukaryota; Apicomplexa; Conoidasida; Eucoccidiorida; Sarcocystidae
Product: ZPR1 zinc finger domain-containing protein
Exons: 9
Coding region: 1138-2844 (568 amino acids)
Cellular component (GO): cytoplasm
Molecular function (GO): zinc ion binding
Source: RefSeq, a predicted model, not a curated record
CGGGGAUGCCAGCGUCUGUGACUUUGCUCUUCGAGAAACGCCGGCGGAAACAAAUGCGUUUCCUCCGCAAUGUGAACUGAAGAUUGCCCUCCUGUCUCCUCUCCUCUUCACUCUCCUCCUUUUCUUCUCGCGGUCGCUCUUCUGCUUUCUCUUCCCUCCUUUUUUUCCGUGACGCCGUCCAAGACUGGACUCAACGCGUCGAUUUCGACUCUCUGCACGGCCGCAAUACGCGUUCUGCGCGACCGUUUCCCCGUUCGUUUGGAAAGCCGAGAAACUCUCCCCAACUGCAAAGCCUGACUUCUCGUCUCGUGGAAAAUCCACUCGCUCCCCCCGUUCUGCCCUGAGGACCGAACUGCGACGCCCACGCAAAGGCUCCACGGCCGUCCGGCUCUGCGUCUGUGGAAUCCGCGCUUCACGAGGCCUCGAGUUGUGCAAGUCGCCGUUCUCGGACUGAGGAAACUCUUGCCGUCUGCGAGGGUGCACCCGCGUGACGCGUUACAGAAGGAAAUUGGCUUCUCUGGCUGAAAACGCGCGCGAUCUUGCACAGUCUUCCAUGCUCCUUCACGGAAAGAGGCGUCUUGCAGAGAAGGCUCCUCGAAGGGGUCGCGGCGAAGUGGAGAACUGGUGAUUUACGGGGACUGCCGCGUCUCCGCUUCUCCAGUCGAGACAGGGUGUGUGCUGGGCGCGUCUCCUCGCUGCGUCACUGGGCGAAGGAAGCAACGAAGGUCGCCGGCCGACGCGUGGAGUAUCUCUGCGGACAGCAGACAAAGAAAACGUAAAAGUCAGCCGCAAGCGCCAAGUGCAAGUGAGACCGCUCCGGUCCCUCCUCGCUCUAGGGGUCCAUCCGCUGCAAGCCUCCCAGAGCGCGACCUGAGACGCAGGGUCACUCGGACGUCUCUCUGUCUCUCUCUCUAGCGAGUCCGUCGGCGAGAAAACGGCAGAAUCUCGAGCACCUCUUGCAGCGCUCUCUCUGCUGACAUCGAAAACUUUUUCCGUCCGUGAGACUCCCCGGACCUGUCGACGACGCACAAACGAACGCUGCGUGGAGCUUCCAAGUGAAUUCACCCGAGACCGUCCUUCGUGAGGUUGUGCUUUUCUCACCACUCGAAGCAGUAAAACUUUUUUCCUUCCUGAACGAUGGCAGACGUCCGAGCGACAGACAGCGAGAAGAGGGAGACCGAGGCAGAGCGGCAGGAAGAAGCUCGACUCGCGAGAACAGCAGAGGAAGAUGAUCUGCUGCAAAACUUGACAGAAGUUGAGUCUUUGUGUCCGAACUGUGAGGAGAACGGGACGACGCUGCUGCUCCUUCAUAAAGUUCCGCAUUUCAAAGAAAUCGUCCUUAUCUCUUUCUCCUGUCCCCACUGUCACUACAGCAACCGGGAGGUCCAGUCGGCCGCAUGCCUGGCGCCGCAGGGCGUCCGCCUGGAGCUCACGGUGCAGUCGGCGGCAGACUUGGAUCGACAGAUCGUUCGCAGCGAGCAUGCAACUUUGAUUGUGAAAGAAGUGGAAUUGGAAGUACCACCAAAGAGAGACAGAGGAGAGCUCACUACUGUGGAAGGAGCCAUCCGGCGCAUGAUCGAUGCCUUGCGCGCGGGGCAACCUGUGCGACGAGCAGAGGCUCCAGAAGUGGCGGAGAAAAUCGACGAAGUGAUUCUUCGUUUAGUGAAGUGCAUCGCAGGGGAGACGCUGGACAAGCCCUGGACUUUGAUUCUGGACGAUCCGAGCGGCAACUCCUACAUCGAGGCUUUGCCAGAAGAAAAACGGGCAAGCACGGGCGCGAAAAUGCCGGCAAACGCGAAUCCUGAAGACUUCGCAGCCGUUGAGGGCGGCCGAGAACGCGAUUUCCAACUUUUCGUCAAACACUACGAAAGGACAAAGGAGCAACUGCAUGCAAUGGGUUUCUAUGAGGCACAAAACGAAGAAAAAGAAGGUGCGGACAUCCCCGCCGCUCUCAGAGAGGGCAGCAAGCCGCACGUCUGGGACUUGUCCAAGCCACUGCCCGAAGGGGACGCAUCCCCGGCUGAGGGGAGGGAGGGCGAAGAGAAAGAAGACUACUUGUUCUCUCUCCCUGUCUCCUGCCCCCACUGCGGGACAGAGGGCUCAAACAAUGUGUGCGAGAUCGACGUCCCAGGAUUCCGACGAUGCCUCAUCUUCUCUUUCCUCUGCCAGAGCUGCGGAGGACGACACUCGGAAAUCAAAGCAGCAGGCGCCUUCGGUGCGGUUGGGCGCAAAUGGAUUCUGAACGUGGAAACUGCUGAGGAUCUGAACCGCGACGUCCUCAAAAGCGACACAGCCGUUGUCGAAAUUCCCUCUCUCGACUUCUCCAUGCGUGGCGGAGUCCAAGGAGGAGAGUUCACGACGGUGGAGGGAUUGCUGGGGAAGCUGGCGACGGCUCUAGGAGACUCUGCGCCGUUUGCAUGUGGAGACAGCGCGCCUCAGGAGAAGCGCGAGAAGCUGUCGGAGUUGAUUGGAAAGCUGCAGAAGCUGGAACGCGGGGAGAACUUGCCCUUCACCCUCGUGGUCGACGACAGCGCCGACAUGUCGUUCAUCGGUCGCAGACGCUCGGCAGUGCUGAAGCAGGCGCAGAGGCAGGCUGCGAGGAGUCCGGAUGAGUGUGAAGGAAGCGAGCGGCAAAAAGAGAGCACAGAGACGCACUACCGCGACGGCGAGGCGAGAGAGGAAGUUGAGAAGAAAGAGGAAGAAGUCGACUCGAGCGUACUCAGAGAAGCAGAGGAAGGCGCCGUCUUGGUCGUUGACUCCAUCGACGAACAGCUGAAAACGGAGAGAUACAAACGGACGAAGGAGCAGGAAGACGACCUGGGUCUGACUGACAUGAAGGUCUGAGCGGCCGACGCACUUGGAGCGAACCUCCGAAUUCGCGCUUGCAGGCAGAGACAAAUCGAUCCAGAAAGACGCCAGUCAAAAGUCGAGCGAGGUCUGAGAAAAGUCGCCGCUUCGCCUUUGUGUCAUGUGCAUGGAGAAGAGACUCGAUGGAAAGAGACAGUAAGGGUGAUUUGUGUGAGAUGAAUUUGUUUCGCGCAUGCGGGCGUCCGUUUGCCGCGAUCAAGAAUGUUUCUGUAGUUGACUUUGAUAUUCACGGUUGGCAGACUACGUUCCAUUUCCCCCGCUUCUCUUUCGAACGAAGCUCCCGAUUCGAGUCACACCGUUGCGCUUCCUUGACCAGCCUUUCAGGCCUUUCUCUCUCUCUGGAAAGAUCGCCGUCCCCAGCAAAGGCGGAACCUAUACGCUCCACGUCGCGCCACCGCAAGACGCAUGCACAAAACUAUGUAUCUAUGCGCAC